Messenger RNA from Momordica charantia (bitter melon), 1089 nucleotides. Its product is annotated as expansin-like B1. The record is from RefSeq and is a predicted model, not a curated record. Gene Ontology annotation, cellular component: extracellular region. Lineage: Eukaryota; Viridiplantae; Streptophyta; Magnoliopsida; Cucurbitales; Cucurbitaceae.
CAAUUUGAAUUCAUCGUUUCAAAUAAUUCUUCUUGAUCCUCUUUUUCAUUCAAUAUUUUUGAGAUUUUUUGUACUGUUUUUAUUAUGGCUCUCAUCUCUCAAUCUUCUGUAUUUUCUCUGUUCCUAAAAACUUUAAUUCUCAUGCAAUUGCAAAGGCAGCUGGCAGAGAGUGCCACGUGCGGCGAUUGUUUCACACGCUCUCGAGCCGCGCAUUACCCUAAUUCAGAGCAACAGGGAACGGACCAUGGAGCGUGUGGUUUUGGAACUUUUGGAGCAACGAUCAACGGUGGAGAUGUUGCCACCGCCUCUGAUCUCUACCGAAACGGCCUCGGUUGUGGAGCUUGUUACCAGGUGAGGUGCAUAGACAGUGAAUUGUGCUCGGAAAAGGGAGCAAUGGUGGUGAUAACGGACCACGGCUCAGGGGGUGGCGCCGAUUUUAUAAUGAGCAGAAGAGCCUACGCUGCAUUGGCUCAAACCUAUGAGUCUGCUGCUUCUUUGUUAGCCCUUGGUGUCAUUGACAUUGAAUAUAAACGAGUGGAUUGCAGCUACCCAAACAAGAACAUAACAAUUAAGAUUGAUGAAAACAGUGACCCUCCUCAUUACUUGGCCUUUGUCAUAAGGUUUCAACAAGGCAAAAACGACAUCACCGCUGUUCAACUUUGCGAGACGAAAAACUUCGUGUGCAAGCUAUUGGAUCGGAGCUACGGGACGGUGUGGACGACGGCGGCGCCGCCGAGAGGGCCGCUGUCGUUGAGAAUGUUGCUGACGAACGACGACGGCGACGAGCAAUGGAUCGUCCCGGUCAACGAUAUUCCUCGGAACUGGAAGGCCGGAGACACCUACGACACUGGAGUUCAAGUUAAUUAAUUAAUUGAUCUUUUUUUUUCUUUGUGGUUUCAAUUGUUUAUUUUUAAAUUUUCUAAAAGUUGUUUCGAUUGAAAAAAAAAAAAAACUCCCACUGGAAAAUUCAAUUGUGUUUCUUCCCAGCUGAGGAUGAAAAAUCUUAUUGGAUUGGUUUGAUUUUCUCCUCCUUUUGGUAUUUGAAUUGAAGGUAUAAUUAAUUUUUCAAUAUAUUUCUAAUUAUUGAUA